Molecule: messenger RNA, 870 nt
Organism: Manihot esculenta (cassava)
Lineage: Eukaryota; Viridiplantae; Streptophyta; Magnoliopsida; Malpighiales; Euphorbiaceae
Product: Werner syndrome ATP-dependent helicase homolog
Exons: 1
Coding region: 10-870 (286 amino acids)
Biological process (GO): nucleobase-containing compound metabolic process
Cellular component (GO): cytoplasm; nucleus
Molecular function (GO): 3'-5' exonuclease activity; nucleic acid binding
Source: RefSeq, a predicted model, not a curated record
UCCUUAACAAUGUCUUUUGCAGGCCCUUCCUCCAUACUUGCUGUUCAAUAUUAUGCUGAUCAUAUAUUCACAACUGUCACAGCUGCAGCAGCAGUGGUCGAUGAAUGGAUAGCUAAUACAAUGCAUAUCCACAAGCGUAAAUUGAGCAAACUUCUUAUCGGCCUUGACACAGAAUGGUGCUUGCCUACUGAACCAAAUGGUCACCAACAGGUUGCUAUCAUUCAACUCUGUGUAGGUAAAAGGUGCCUCAUAUUUCAACUUUACCAUGCAGACGAUAUCCCACAAUCUUUGAUCCAAUUUCUCGGGAACUACAAGUUCAGAUUUAUUGGUAAAGGAGUAUGGAAUGAUGCUGAUAAACUAUAUGAAGACUAUGGGUUGGUUGUAGCUCAUCCAAAGGAUGUAAGUUACUGGGCAGCAAAGAAAUAUCAUGACAGAUAUUACCGAAAAAUGGGCUUGAAGGGUUUGGUGCUUGAUUUGCUUGGAAAAGUGAUUCCCAAGCCAAGGGAGAUCACCAUGAGUGAAUGGAACACAAAAGAGCUUACAAUUGAACAGAUAGAAUAUGCUUGUCUUGAUGCUUUCGUGUCUUUAGAACUUGGGAUUUGUUUGAGCAAACCUACACAUGAGAACAUGUCCGCAAAGACAAUUGUGUAUCAGCCCGCAUAUGAAUAUGAGCAACUUGAUGAAGAGCUUAUCUUGGGGCAGAGUUUUGCGGAGUGUAAAGAUUUGAGAAGAAUGAAACCAGCCAAGAAAUUUGGGAGCCAAAAAAGUAGUAAAAGGAGUCACACGACCAAGAAAAGGGCGUCCAAAAGAAAGGAGAAAUCCAAGCAAGUGGAGCUGAUUGAUGAAAUGGAUGCAUAUUAUAGCUUUUAA